AUGGCCGAACUCAUCGCCAGAGAGUACUUGAUGCAUGAAAAGAGCUGGUUGCUGCCUAGGAAGGGAAAAGAGUGGAUGUGGAUUACCAAUGUCAAGCUUCAGGCCGAACUUUUAGGUGUUUGGGAAUAUGUCAACCCUGAUCUCCAUGAGGAGCCUCAAAUCCCUGUGGUCUCACCCCUAGUCCCUCCUAUAACUACUGGUGAGGAUGCCCAGACGCAUCCUGAUCUAGUUGGCCCAACAGACCAAAGCAAAGCCCGAAGACGCAUCGUAUCCUCCGGACAGGAGCUCGACCACCAACAGGGCGAUGGCCUCGCCAAUUCCUACUUCUCGUCCAGCACAAGCUUGUCACUUGGAUAA
Penicillium riverlandense is the source of this 357-nucleotide messenger RNA. RefSeq lists its product as uncharacterized. The transcript has 2 exons. The record is from RefSeq and is a predicted model, not a curated record. NCBI's taxonomy places the organism in Eukaryota, Fungi, Ascomycota, Eurotiomycetes, Eurotiales, Aspergillaceae. Bases 1 to 357 code for a protein of 118 amino acids.